Seriola aureovittata is the source of this 711-nucleotide messenger RNA. RefSeq names its product gamma-crystallin M1-like. The record is from RefSeq and is a predicted model, not a curated record. The coding region runs from base 103 to 699 and encodes 198 amino acids. The transcript is spliced from 2 exons. Gene Ontology annotation, molecular function: structural constituent of eye lens. Lineage: Eukaryota; Metazoa; Chordata; Actinopteri; Carangiformes; Carangidae. Gene Ontology annotation, biological process: lens development in camera-type eye; visual perception.
UUAUAUAUAAUAAUAUUAUUGUAUUAAUAAUAAAAUUGUUAAGAAGAAAAAGUAAAAUAUGCACCUCCCGUCCUGGCGUGGAUUCGAAUCCCAGUCUGCCGUAUGGCAGACCAGGGCUUAGACCAUUCCGCUGUUUGUCAGGUUGAGUUGGGAUGGGAUCCGCAUGGCCCAAGAAAACUGCAGGAACAGGCUCGGGAGUACCGUACCCAGAGGUGGUGGAUGUGGUUUUUCUUCCUUCAGUCGUCGUUUAAACCUCCGGGCACAGUGGUCCCGAGCCUGUGGAUCCAAAUUUUCUCCGCUCUCUUCCUCUGCCCACAGGUCCAGCGAUCAUUGUUCUCUAGAACAGUUAUGAUGAGGUGGAUGGGACUGAAAAUGUUGAACCAGAGGAGUGUGGAGUCGACCUUCCCCAAUGUUAUACAGUACCGUGGCUCAUACAGACUGAGGAUCUAUGAGAGGGAGAACUUUGGAGGCCAGAUGUCCGAGCUGAUGGACGACUGUGACAAUGUCAUGGAUUGUUACCGCAUGUCCAACUGCAUGUCUUGCCACGUGAUGGACAGACACUGGCUGAUGUAUGAGCAGCCCCACUACAGAGGCAGGAUGAUGUACAUGAGGCCUGGAGAGUACAGGAGCUUCAUGAACAUGGGCAUGGGCAACAUGAAGUUCAUGAGCAUGAAGCGCAUCAUGGACUCUCACUAUUAGAGUCACCAUGGA